CGGAAGUGCGCGAGACGCGCUGAACACGAGACGAAAGAGCGGAGCGAUACUAAGGGAUUAAAAAGGUUUAUGUUGUUAUAAUUAAUUUAAUAUGGGUAUGAGUAACUUUAUAAUACUUUAUGUUUGAUGAUGAUAAAUGGUUUUAGAAUGAUGAUUGCUGAUUUAAGCGUGGAUGUUAGCGGAUUGAGAUCCUCUGAAUCUGAAGCGGGUGUUUAUCAAACUGAAAUUAAGGUUUAUAUUGUUAUAAUUAAUUUAAUAUGGGUAUGAGUAACUUUAUAAUAGUUUAUGGUUGAUGAUGAUAAAUGGUUUUAGAAUGAUGAUUGCUGAUUUAAGCGUGGAUGAUAGCGGAUUGUGAUCCUCUGAAUCUGAAGCGGGUGUUUAUCAAACUGAGAAACUCGGGAUUCGAUAAAAUGAGCCAAAAAGAGAUUUAUCUCAGACUGAAAGGUCAAAAAUGAUUAAAUUCCCAUGAGAAGGCAUAAGGUAACAUAAGGCAUGACCAUUGAACAGCAAAAUGCUCAUUGGGUCAGCAGAGUCGGACAAAAACAGGUGGAGAAGAAAAGACAACAGGGCUCGACAAUAAGGAUUGCCAGAAGGCCCGGGGCCAGUGUGAACAACGCUUGGAGUUUGGAGUUUAUCUACACACCUCAGUUGGCAGGAUUUUAUUUAUUUAUUUUAUUUUUUGUGGGACUAGAGGGAAGGGUCAUGAGGAGCAUGAAUGCUAAUGUGAAUAAAGUGUUGAAUGAGGGGACAGAUAGAUUGACAUAGUCUAAUUCCACCCGUGAUGAAGCUGACCAAAAAUCAACAUUGAUUCAAUGUUGUCUUUUUCAACACUGGGUUGCAUCACAUCCUGUAUUUCUGAGUAAUAUAAGUGAUAAGCACACAAGAAAAAUGGAAAUCCUUCAAAACCUUCAAACUAAAUUCUUUAAAUAUAAAACAAAGGAGAAUCAGAAAUAGUCUUUAGUCCGUGGCAACACUGUGUGCUCGUGUGUAGCUCGCUCAUUCACGUCUGUCAGAUGCUGUUUUAGCCGUUUGUCUAUAGGUUUGAAAUGGAGUUUUUUUUUUGUGAGCUUAUUUAGUUAAUUAUCAUUCACCUGUUUGGGUUUGGAUGGAUGUAUGUCACCGCGCAUAAGGGCGGAUGGGGAAGUGACAUGCAAAAACAUAAAUGUUUGGAUUUGGGAAUGGUGGUUUCUAACAGUUUUUUGACCACUUCUUUAAUUUUGUUUGGGUUUUCGUUUGUGUUUUGAAUUUAAUUUAGAAAUACUUUUGAAACAAAUCUUUUUGCUUUUUAAUAAAAGAAAUUAAUUUUGAAAUGAAACAAGCGUUGGAGUGGAGUGCGUGCAAAGAAUAAUUGCUAUACCUGAAUCCACAGCCUACAAGGAAAGGCCGACACAUUUAAGUCAAAAAACUAAAGGGAAUGUGGAGUUUGCACCACAAGCGGGAGGAGAACGUGGUUUUCCGUGAGUACAUGGUGAAGAGUUUUAUUUGCUAAGCCGCUGCGCUUAUGCAUCGUGGAAACGGAGCGCUGAUUCACAAUGCUGAUGUAGCGGAACAUUGUUGAGUUAUUGCACAAGCAUGAUUUGGUGAAAUGAAGUUUAUGCUUGAUGGACAAUGGAUGAUGUUGUUGAAAAAGUGAUUAUGGACGAAAGGGAAUUGUUUAAGUUGCUCGCAUCUUGCAGAGGAAAGCUUGGCGCUUUGACGAGAAAGCAAAACAAAAUAAAUGCUGCAAUUGAAGCGGGCGAAAAUAAAGAAACUUGCUAAGCAUGUUGAAACUUUUAACACUGUUGGCGGGUUUUAUGGAAUUGCAAGUGUCUGUGCAGAGUUUGUUGAAUGAUGAUGAAAAGGAGGCUGACCACGUAGACUGGUAUGAGCCGAAAUUAAUUCUCUUCAGGGAAUUUCUGAAUGAGAUUGAAGCAUCGAUGGGUGAAAAUCAAAAUGGUAAAAGUGAUGUCUUGGUGCUGUUGGGCCCAUGGAUAGUGUAUCUCAGGCCACUUAUAAGUCUUAUAAAAGAAGUUCCCAAAAGUCAUCUAGAGUUUCUUCUAAGAGCAAAGUGAGUGUCUCUGCUGCUUUUCUGCAAGCAGAAGCGGAACGAGCUGCAUUAAAAGCUAAAGCUCAAGCUUUGGAGAAAAAACAUGUUUUGGACAUGGAAGAGGCUCAACUAAAAGUAAAAAAGGAAAAGCUUGCGUUGGAAUCUGAAAUGGCUGCAGCUGAUGCUAAGGUAAAUGUUUUCCUGAAAUCUGAAUCGCUCCUCGGAAAAAUGAGUUCAAGAAGCACAAAAGGAAGUGCAAAGUCUGACACAAGCAGUACUUAUCCAUCUACUGAAUAUAUUGCACCUGCAAGAACACUAAAGGUUCAAAUAACUCAAGACAAACAAGGGAAAAAAGGUAAAUCUACUCCUACAGUGAAAACGCAUCAAAGCCAUGAAAAAACUCAGAAACAUAAAAGGGACUCAUCCACUUUGGACAAUACAGCUCUUGCAGAUGUUCUGAAAAAACAAAAUGAAAUAACUGCUUGGUUGAUAAAGCAACAGCAAACAUCCCUUCUUCCCACAAGAGAAAUUCCUGUGUUCGGUGGAGAUCCUCUGCAGUUCAGAUCCUUUAUUAAAGCAUUUGAACAGGGUAUUGAAAGCAAGACUGACAGUAUGCAAGACAGGCUCUAUUACUUAGAGCAAUUUACAGUUGGACAACCCAAAAAUCUGGUCCGCAUCUACUUGCAUAUGGAUCCUGUAAUAGGAUACAAGGAAGCAAAGCAGCAGCUUGAAUGGAAUUUUAGUAACAGUAUAAAAAUAUCAUCUGCUUUCAUUGAAAAGGCUUUGAAUUGGACUGCUUUAAAGGCAGAGGAUGGACCAGCUCUAAGAUCAUAUGCACUCUUUCUUUGUAGCUGUUUUAACACUUUGCAAGAGAUUAAAUUUGUGGAGGAGCUGGAAAAUUCAGCUAACUUGAGAACGAUUGUUUCCAAACUGCCUUUCAAGCUGCGUGACAAGUGGAGAACAAUUGCUUGCAACAUACAGGACAGCCACAAUAGAAAAGUCAAAUUGAAAGAUCUUGAAUUCAUUGAAAGAGAGACAUGAGCUGCAUUGGAUCCUGUAUUUGGUGACAUACAAAGCACAACAGACAAGAGGGGAAUUUCUAAAAUAACCACAACUACAAAGCCCAGUUUUAAAUCUCCUGGCAGAGGCAGCAGUUUUGCUACCACAGUUACUACUGUAGCAGAAACAUGAACGACAAGCUGAAAUUAAGUUAUACUGCCUCAAAUGCAGUGGAAAAGCCACCAUGCAUGUUUUGUGAUAAAAAAACCACACCAUUGAAGUUUGUGAGGCAUUCAAAGUCAAACCCAACAAAGAAAAGGUGGAAUUUCUCAAGGUAAAAGGAUUGCGUUUUGGAUGUUUGGGACAUGGGCAUAUGAGCAAAAGCUGUCAAAACCGCAAGACUUGUCAGAUUUGUCACCAACAACACCCAACCAUUCUACAUAUCGAGAGUAAGCAAAUUAAAAGAAAAGACGAAACUCCUAAAGUCUUUUCAAAAGAUCAGAUAUCAAGUGCAUUGGUUUCCUUGAAAGAUGGGAAAUAUAUUGGGGCUGGUUCAAAAGAUUGUGCUCUAUCCAUAGUUCCUGUUAAUGUGAAAUUGAGUAAGGGAACCAAAGUUGUGCAGACGUAUGCAUUUCUUGAUCCAGGUAGUUCUGCAACAUUUUGCACAGAAGAACUGAUUAAAUUAAAUUAAAUGCUGCAGGAAGAAAGAUGAAAACACUUCUGAAAACUAUGGGUCAGGAAAAGCUUGUGUCCAGUUACAGAGUUUCUGGAUUAGAAGUGGCUGCUUUAAAGGGAAAUGGAUUUCUAGAAUUAUCUGAUGUAUACACACAGAAGUCGAUCCCAGUCACCAAAGACAACAUUCCUACAGAAAAGGACAUUAGAAAAUGGUCUUACCUGAGGGAUGUUGAUUUGACGCCAAUAAAUGCAAGCAUAUGGCUACUUAUAGGCAUCAAUGUUCCAAAGGCAUUGGAGCCAUGGAGAAUUGUCAACAGUGAAGGUAAUGGACCAUAUGCUGUGAAAACUCUCCUUGGUUGGGUCAUUAAUGGUCCACUUAAUCAUCGUAUGAAUGAUGAUGAGGAUAAUGUCCCUGAAAUGCAAGUAAAUGGAGUGUCUAUUGAAAAUUUGGAGGAACUGUUGAUCAAACAGUACAAUCAAGAUUUCAUUGAACAGCAGUACGAUGAAAAGGCAGAAAUGUCAGUAGAAGAUUGGCAAUUCAUGGACAUGAUCACAAAGACUGCAGAACUUAAAGACGGACAUUAUUAUUUAAAGUUGCCUUUUUGUGAGUCCAAUGUAAAAAUGGCAAACAAUAAGAACAUGGUACAGCAACGUGCUCAGCACUUGUUGAAAAGAUUUAAAAGAGACAUAUCGUUCCAUACUGAGUACAAAGAGUUUAUGGAUGACGUGAUUGCAAAAGGGGUAUGCAGAGAUUGUACCAAGUGACCAGCUGAAUCUAGAAAAUGGAAAGGUAUGGUAUAUACCACACCAUGGAGUUAGGCACCCGCGCAAAUAGACACUGCGUGUGGUAUUUGACUGUGCAUCAACAUUUGGUGGGACUUCCUUUAAUAAAGAGCUAUUGCAAGGCCCAGACUUGACAAAUAAUUUGAUAGGAGUUUUACUUUGUCAAGGUCCCAUUGCCUUCAUGACUGAUAUUGAAGGUAUGUUCCACCAGGUAAGAGUGGCCACGGAAGAUGUGGAUUUUCAACGUUUUCUUUGGUGGCCUGAUGGAGACAUAACAAAAGGACCUCAAAGAGCACAGAACGGUUGUCCAUAUAUUUGGUGCAGUAUCAUCACCAAGCUGUGCGACCAUUGCCUUGCUAAAGACAGCUGAUGACAACCAAAGGGAUUACACAGAAGAUGUAACUAACACCAUCAGGCAGAAUUUCUAUGUCAAUGAUUGUUUAAAAGCUGUAAAUAUGGUGGAGCAAGCUUUAUCUUUGUAUAAUCAACUAACAGCACUGUGUAGCAAGGGAGGAUUUCGACUUAACAAAUGGAUUUGCAAUGACCGUUCCAUUCUCAGUGUAAUUCCUCAGGAAAACCGAGCCAAGGCAGUGAAGACGCUGGACCUCAGUAAAGACCAGUUUCCUAUGGAGAGAGCUCUGGGUGUUCAGUGGGACAUAGAAAAGGAUGCAUUCACCUUCAGUAUAACAAUCAAACACUCAACGACAAGACGUGGCAUUUUAUCUAUUGUGAGUUCAAUUUACGAUCCAUUGGGGUUUCUGUCACCCAUCAUUCUUUCUGCAAAGCAAAUUCUGCAGAAUCUGUGUAGGAUCAAACUUCCCUGGAAUGAAAAGGUCCCUUUGAAUACUGCUUUAAGGUGGCAAAGAUGGCUUGACGAGUUGGUUCCUUUAAACACCUUUAGCGUGAACAGAUGUUCCACAUCCAAAGAUUUCGGGACCAUAGCAUCCGCACAGUUGCACAACUUUUCGGAUGCAAGUGAGGCUGGGUACGGAGCAGUGUCAUACCUAAGACUCAUAAAUGAUAAAGGAGAAGUGAAUGUGACAUUCGCCAUGGGAAAGGCCAAGGUAGCACCGCUUAAACAAACAACCAUACCAAGAUUGGAAUUGGCAGCUGCCGUCCUAGCUGUAAGCUUGGAAAGGUUGUUGAAAGCAGAGGUACAGUUUUUCACAGUCUGUGAUUUCCGAAAAUGUUUUUUCCAAAACACUUUUUCUUGUGUGUUUUGGUCAACGUGAACUACCGUACAAUCUCUCGCUAUCGCGCCGGUAUUCAAGUUUCUGCUUUUUGCGCACCGAUAAUGGAUGUAGAUGUGUUUGGUACACUGCGAAGAAAUAAAAAAAAUGAAUCAACAAGAAGAGCCAAAUCACGUAAACUGUUAAGACUGGCUACUGUAAUAUCAGUUUCAGGUAAGAUUACUUUCAUUUCUGCACUUAAUUACAUAACGUGUAAAUUACAUUACGUGUCUCUAUUACUAGCUUAUUCUCUGCAUUUUAUUAUUUGUCUUUUUUUUUCAUAUGAAUGCUUAUUAUCCACAAGUUUAAGUACUUUGUACACUGUUAAUUAUUUUUCAAUAGAAAACGAAUACUCUUAAAAGUAGCAACUAACCAAGAACAGAGUCCAGUUCCUCAAAGAAUGGGCAGCGUUGUGGAUCCGACCCAGUCUUCUUGUUAUGCUUCACACAUUCGCGGUAACGUCGUUUCAGAUAUUCUAUACAGACUUUGCACUUCACCCAGUCGAAGGUAUUUUGAAUAGAUGGACAAACCUCACAAACUUUUUUAAAAACUGCUUCCCACACCUUGUGGUUAUGUAUACAAUUUUCAAACUGAAACUGAAACGUAGGUUCGCUCCAAACAGAAAUUAAAGCUAAUGUUUCCUCCCUACUCCAGUGUCGCGUCACUUUCUUAUUCGGCGCCAUCUUGCCAUUGAUCGGUCAUAUGACCAUACGCAAUCCACGCAUUCUGAACACGUGAUCUUCUGAAAUGCCCACAUGUAAAACACAGACACUCCUACCUCGGUAAUAAACACGGAGAUGUUAGUCCCGUCCGAAUCCGUACAUAAAAUCACAGACGUAGGUUGAUAAGAAUUGUUACUCAAACGUCGUUUGGAAAACUAGUCCCGUCCGAAUAGGGCUUAAUACAACGAAAGGAUUCAAAACUUUCGUAGCAAACAGAAUUUCCAUUAUUCACACCCAUUCAAAGGCCUCACAGUGGAAAUACAUCUGCUCAAAAUGAAAUCCGGCAGAUGCAGCAUCAAGAGGCAUGAAAACUGAAGAAUUCCUUCGAUCUCAAGUUUGGAUCAAUGGACCCGACUUCCUCUUGAAGUUACUAUCUCAAUGGCCUGAAGCAGAGGAAGAGGUUAGCUUAAUUCUGGAUAAUGAUCCAGAAGUCAAAGAAAAAAUAUGUGCUUGUGUUACUAUGACUGACGAAAAGGAACCUCCAACAAGUCAACUCUUGAACUACUUCUCGGACUGGACUUGCCUGAAAAGAGAGGUAGCAUGGAUUUGUAAGUUUCUAGAAGUCUUAAAAUGGAAAGUGAAAGAAUAGAAAAGGCAGAACCAACUCAAAGAACAGAGAAGUUGUAAGCAGAAAACAAAGCUACAAUUACCUGAGAAUCUGAGUAGGACACUUUGUGUUGAAGAUUUGAUUGCGGCAGAAAAAGCCAUUGUAUCUUUUGUGCAAAGAGAACAUUACAGUGAGGAAAUUUCUGCUUUAAAAGGAGGCAUUCGAAAAAGAUAGUCAUUUGUACAAACUUGACCCUGAGAUUGUUGAAGGAGUAUUGAGAGUGGGUGGAAGGCUAAGCAAGUCGGCUUUGCCCGAAGAGGUGAAACAUCCUGUCAUCUUACCGAAAUCUAGUCAUGUUUCAAAACUCAUUCUUCGACGUGUGCAUGAGAAAAUAGGGCAUAGAGGAAGAAACCACAUGCUUUCAACUAGGGAUGUCCAGAUCCGAUAACAUGAUCGGAAAUCGGGCCCGAUCACGUGGUUUCAGACUCGAUCGGAAUCGGACGUUACCUCCCGAUCAGGACUCGGAUAGCCUAUAUAUGUAUUAGGGG
Molecule: messenger RNA, 7529 nt
Organism: Megalobrama amblycephala (Wuchang bream)
Lineage: Eukaryota; Metazoa; Chordata; Actinopteri; Cypriniformes; Xenocyprididae
Exons: 2
Coding region: 1967-3067 (366 amino acids)
Source: RefSeq, a predicted model, not a curated record